AUGGCCUCCGAAACCAGAUCCACACGGCUCAACACAGCCUACUCGCUGCUCGACGCCUACGGCUCCCUCUCACCAGACGCCAUCCUCGACCACCUCGAUGACAACUGCACACACCAGGCCCUGCCCGCCUCGUUGGGCAUGCCACCUCGCUCCAAGGAAGAGUUCAGAGGCCACGCUCAAGGCAUCACCUCCAUCUUCACCACUUUCGCCAUGGUUCCGCAAAAUAUCUACGAAGACGAAGACAACAACGCCGUAGUCAUCCACGCCAUGAUGGAUGGCCAGCUGAACAAGCCUGGCAUGGGUCAGUGGAAAAACGAGUGCAUAAUGCUGCUGCGCUUCACACCAGACGGCUCCAAAAUCAUCCAGAUCAGAGAGUUUGUCGACAGCGCAAAAGCCAUGGAGAUGCGCAACAAAGUCAAGCCCAAGAACUUCGACUCACACGGCCCGGGGUUCAUGUCUACAGUCGGCUGGGUUGUGUCCACCACUGUACCGGUUGCCUUGGCUGGCGCCGCCGUGCUCUUCUUCACCGGAAGAAAGGACUUGCUACGCCUGAGAUGA
This is a messenger RNA of Aureobasidium namibiae CBS 147.97, 558 nucleotides long. RefSeq lists its product as uncharacterized. NCBI's taxonomy places the organism in Eukaryota, Fungi, Ascomycota, Dothideomycetes, Dothideales, Saccotheciaceae. The record is from RefSeq and is a predicted model, not a curated record. Bases 1 to 558 code for a protein of 185 amino acids. The transcript has a single exon.